Molecule: messenger RNA, 1616 nt
Organism: Eruca vesicaria subsp. sativa (arugula)
Lineage: Eukaryota; Viridiplantae; Streptophyta; Magnoliopsida; Brassicales; Brassicaceae
Source: the annotation of a GenBank genome assembly
AGAGAGAGCAGUGCAAUCUUAUAAGCAGUGAAACCAUCAUCAUCAUCAUCAUCGUCAUCACCAUGCUUGCCACGAGAUCAGCAAUGCAAGCUUCAAUGCCCAAAUCAAACCCUAACCCAGAGAUGGAAGGAAGACCAAAGGCCUCUCUCUACGAACAAUGCCGAGAAGAGAGGAUCAAAGAGAAUCUUCAGCGGAUGCAGAAUCUCGGCCUCUUGAAUCUCGCGAGAAAACUCCAAUCCGAGACCCGACCCGGUAAAAGACCGUUCGGUAGCUCUAACCCGGCUCCGAAAUCGACCCCUCCCACCGCUCCUUCCCGGCGAUCUUCCCGAUUGGAGAACACGACUCCUGUUACCUACAACGAGAGAGUGACUGUGAAGGAUAAAAAAUCCAGGCGAGAGAGUUUGUUGCUUUGUGAAGGCACAAGAGCUGAGGUUUACACAGAGGAGCAUGAGAAGCUGCUUGGGAACACAGAACGAAGCUGGACUUGCUUUGUUGAUGGCUAUGACAAGAAUGGAAAGAGGAUUUAUGAUCCCUUUAAGGGUAAAACUUGUCACCAGUGCAGGCAGAAAACGCUUGGUCAUCGCACCAAGUGCAGCGAAUGCGACAUGGUCCAAGGACAAUUCUGUGGAGACUGUUUGUUCAUGAGAUAUGGGGAACAUGUUAUGGAAGCUCUUGAGAAUCCAGACUGGGUUUGCCCUGUUUGUCGCGGGAUUUGCAACUGCAGUUUGUGCCGGAAUAAUAAAGGAUGGGUUCCAACUGGUCCAAUUUAUAGAAGGAUAGCUAAACUCGGCUACAAGUCUGUGGCACAUUAUCUGAUUCAAACCAAACGUGCACAAGCUGAUGAUGUCACCCCGAAUCAAGCUUCAGCAAAGAGAUCACUUUCCUUUCAAGAAGCAAAACAGCUUCCAAACUUUGCUGAUGAUGAUCACCCUAAUGAAGUACCAAAGCUUCAGAUUAUGGAAAGUCAAAAUGGUGAUUCCUUGGAGAAAGAGGGAUGUGAAAACACAACAGACGAGAAUCCAAAUUCAGCUAAAAGGUCACUGAGCUUCUGCUUGCCUUCAGCGGAUGAUCAGACUCCAUGGGUUGAUGUUCAGGUCACUGGUGAUUAUCUACCAAAAGUUCAUGAAAAGACAGGAGAAAUAUCAAGUUUGAACUGCUUUCCGGUCAAUGUUGAGGUUCUCAGCGAGGAGCCAAAGACCGUAGAUAAUUCGGCGAAGACUGGGGAACCGAGAAGUGAGAGAACAACAUCUCUCGACCUUAGUUCAGAUAGCAUUGGCAGCGCUGUGAAAACUCGCAGUAAGAGGAAAGCGGCUCAAGAACCUAAUCCAGAUAGCAUUGGUGCAAGACUGAGGCAGCGUCGAAGGAGCCAAAGUGGCCUUUAGAAAGUAGUUUCAGAGGAAAAACUUGAACCCAUCUCUCAGUCUCUCUCUCACAUUUCCCUCCCUGUUAUGUAGUUUUGUUGCUUGUUCAAGCUCCUUCACAAUUUAACCUCUUGUGUUACUCUCUGUUAGACUCUAUGUUAUGUGUUUUUGGUUGCUUGUGCAAAGCUCCUUGACAAUAUUAACCUCUUUUGUUUCUAAGGGAUCAAAAGUAAGAAUCCUUGCAAGACUCUUUAU